AUGGUACAGACAGGGAGGUGUAACUGCGAUGCGAUCGAAUACAAGCUCAACGACGACGUCAGCCAAGCCCUCAUAUGCUACUGCAAGACGUGUCAGCGCUCCUCGUCAUCUCACUCCCUCAACUUCCGCACCGACAUCGACCUCAUCCACGUAACCCGCGGAGAGCCCAAGGCGUGGGACAGCACCGUCUCGGGUUCUGGCAAGUCUGUCCGGCGCGUGUUCUGCCGCGAGUGCGGGACGAAUCUCUGGAGCGAGCCGUCGUGCUUUGAAGGCAAGGCUUUUGUCAAGGUCGGCACCCUCGACAAUCCGGGGAACGGGAGAGUGCAACUGGUCGCCGAGGUGUUUUGCGAUCGCGCAUUCCGGCCAUUCGAGCCUUCCCCAAGCCUCGGUCAGGUCCAGUUCUCCCAAGGGCCGGGGAGUGUGCCGUUCCGGCAGCCAGAGCGGCGCGCCACUGCCCUCCAGUAG
Molecule: messenger RNA, 465 nt
Organism: Cutaneotrichosporon cavernicola
Lineage: Eukaryota; Fungi; Basidiomycota; Tremellomycetes; Trichosporonales; Trichosporonaceae
Exons: 6
Coding region: 1-465 (154 amino acids)
Molecular function (GO): carbon-sulfur lyase activity
Source: RefSeq, a predicted model, not a curated record